Neoarthrinium moseri is the source of this 1830-nucleotide messenger RNA. RefSeq lists its product as uncharacterized. The transcript has 2 exons. Lineage: Eukaryota; Fungi; Ascomycota; Sordariomycetes; Amphisphaeriales; Apiosporaceae. The record is from RefSeq and is a predicted model, not a curated record. The coding region runs from base 1 to 1830 and encodes 609 amino acids.
AUGUCUGGUUUCGAAGUCCUCGGCGUCGUACUCGGAACAUUGCCACUAGUUAUCUCAGCUUUGGAGCAUUAUCAAGAAGGGCUACACACGAUCCGGCGAUGGCGGUCUUUCGAGGCUGAACUCCAGAGCCUGAAGCGUAAACUGGGAAAUGAGAACGCAAUUUUCAUCAACACGUGUCAACAGCUGCUUAGCGGGGUAGUCGGCAGCGUUGCGCAUGAGAAGCUCGUCGACGAGCCAUUUGGAGAACUUUGGAGCAAUCCAGAGAUGAGGGAUGAGAUCGCCCUACGGCUAGAUCAUGUAUACGAGCCCUUUCAAGCUACAGUGGUAGCUAUGAACGUAGCACUUGGUGAAAUCAAGGCCAAGCUUGGUCUAGACGAACAUGGAAAAGUGAGAUGGACAGAAGGCACAGCAAUUGCCAGGGAGAUUAAGCGGGCAACUUUCACCAUUAAACGAUCUCAGUUCGAUGAUCUGCUCGCAGGCAUUUCGAAGUACAAUCAAGACCUUAAGACAAUGACCAACCAAAGCAUCCAGCUUGAACCGGAAAGACGUGUAAAAUAUCACGGAAGACUCUUCAGCCAGCUGAAAGAAGUUUCACUUAGCGUUUACAGGGCAAUGCGCAAUAGCCUUAUGUGCAAUUGCCCAGGAUCACAUCGAUUGAGCUUACGAGUGGCUAAGCCUAAGCUGAUGCCUCGAGAUGAAGAGCUACAGAUACUGCUUAACUCGAAUUUCCAAUGCGCGGUCUCGUAUCGAAUAGAGAUGCAGGGUGCUCCUCUUAAUGAUGACGUGUGGGCUUGGAUGGUACUGCGGUCAUACGAAGAACCACGAGUACUACGAGAACAAUCUGAACUGUUAUCUCCCGAAUCGCCCUGUCACCAAAAAAUCUCAGUCUCUCCUAACGUCGCUGCGCCGUUACCUAUAAAUUUGACUAGACUGGGAAAGAAACUGCAGAGCGUCAGGUUCUCGGAAGAAACCAUACGCAGCUCAGAAAUAAAGUUACCACUCUACUCUAUCAAAUCUGUCCCAAAUGGGUCCCACUCGACGACGACCAUCUACUCGGCGCCCGAAAUAGGACCGACAGUAGCACCCGGGUCAAAGAAGCACCUCGAGGAUCCAUUAGACCUCUGCAGACUCGUUCGAAAAGGCAAGCAAGGACAGAAAUCAGAUUGCUUUGGCUUGGUCUCAAACCGCACCUCGCAACGAUAUCCAAAGUUCGGUGUUUAUCCACAGUCUGAGAACAAAGAAAGCACAUCAAUGAUAUCUCUCAGAGCAGUGCUGGAGGACGGCGAAUGCAACCUCCCUGGAAUAUCUUAUGCAGACGGGCUUAAACUUGCAGUCGACAUCUCUUCUGGUGUGCUUCAACUCCUCAAAACAUCUUGGCUUCCAGAAAGUAUAACCAGCCGAGAUAUAAUGUUCCCUAUGGUGGAUGGUUGUCCACUAUACAGACAGCCAUUUGUCACGAGGACGGUAUCUAGCACAGACAUAGACCAACAGUGUCCGGUGACAGGCGGCCAAGCGCUUCAUCUGCAAAUUCUCAAAAGAGCCAUGUUCUCCCUGGGUAUCUUACUGUUGGAGAUUCUCUUUUCUGAGACACUUGACCACGUCUGGGAUUCUGUUGGUCGCUUUACAAACCGGAAAGCUGCGACAGAGCUGCUUUCUCAAGUCCAAACCUUGGGCUCGCCAAAGUUUUACAGUGCUUGUCGUCGUUUUCUGUUCUGUGAGUUCACAUGUUUGGACUUGACAUCGAGCGAUGAAGCAUUUUGUAAAGAGGUCUAUGGGAAAACCAUAGCUUUGAUGGAGGAAGAUUUUCAGUCAUCCCAGUCUCUAUGGUGA